Racocetra persica is the source of this 830-nucleotide messenger RNA. The record is from the annotation of a GenBank genome assembly. NCBI's taxonomy places the organism in Eukaryota, Fungi, Glomeromycota, Glomeromycetes, Diversisporales, Gigasporaceae.
GCAUGAAAGAUCUUUUAUCUUGUCCAACUACAAUGACACAAAACUCUCACCUUAGCGAGAACGAAAAUGAAUCUCUGGAUAAUUUGCUUCUCCGUCUCGCCGCAGAGCAUAAAAGGCCUUUCACUGGCUGGGAUUACACCUACCUCAAUGAUCGUAUGAAAGAGAAACAAGACGAUCUACCUUGGAAUUAUGAAAACACCGUUAAAGAAUUAUUAGAGGAGUGUACAGGACUCUUAGACAUAGGUACAGGUGGCGGUGACUUUCUUGCAUCAUUAAGUCCAUUACCAAAAGAUACUUGCGCGACUGAAAACCGGGCUCCCAACAUUGACGCCGCAAGACGACGCUUAAAGCCACUUGGAGUGACUGUUACAGCUGUCACUGAAUAUGAUGUUCGACUCCCGCUUGAUGAUUGUAGAUUUGAUUUAAUUAUUAAUCGCCAUGAACCUUAUCUUUCUUAUGAAGUUCAUCGGCUUCUUAAAUCAGAUGGUUUAUUUGUCACACAACAAGUAGGUGAUAGAGAUAAUAUGGAAUUGAAUCAACUCUUGAAUGCACCAGAACUCCUUGGGCAUCGCGAAUGGAAUUUAGAACACGCUUGUAACGAAUUAGAAAAUGUUGGCUUUUCUAUUUUAUUGAAAGAUGAGGCAUUCAUGGAGACUAAAUUUUAUGAUGUUGGUGCGAUCGUGUAUUAUUUGAAGGCUGCCCCUUGGCAAAUUGAAGAUUUCUCUAUUGAAAAAUAUUCUGAGCAACUUAUUAAUUUACAUCAUUUAAUUCAAAAAGAAGGGUGCCUUUCUGUUAAGAGUCAUAGAUUUUUUAUUGUUGCUAAAAGGUAA